AUGAAUCCUGAGGGGGUACCACUGCAAGGGAGGGGGUAUGAAGGGUAUCCUGCACAGCCUGGAGCACCUGCAGUGGUUCAGACCACCACUGUGACCAUCACCACUGAACCCCCCAAGGACCACAUCAUCUGGUCUCUCUUUAGCUUCAUCUACAUGAACUUCUUCUGUCUUGGACUGGUCGCUCUCAUCCACUCCAUCAAGUCCAGGGAUCGGAAGAUGGUUGGUGACCUGGAGGGUGCUCGACAUCACGGCUCAACCGCCCGAUGCUACAACAUCGCAGCCACCGUUUUGUUGUGUGUGCCGAUCUUGAUUGCCAUAAUUGAUAUAAUCUACAUUUGUGUGCGUGUUAGUAACAGAAGGAUUUAA
Molecule: messenger RNA, 366 nt
Organism: Cheilinus undulatus (humphead wrasse)
Lineage: Eukaryota; Metazoa; Chordata; Actinopteri; Labriformes; Labridae
Product: dispanin subfamily A member 2b-like
Exons: 2
Coding region: 1-366 (121 amino acids)
Cellular component (GO): plasma membrane
Source: RefSeq, a predicted model, not a curated record